Anthonomus grandis grandis is the source of this 3735-nucleotide messenger RNA. It is a transcript of the gene Pi3K92E, whose product is annotated as phosphatidylinositol 4,5-bisphosphate 3-kinase catalytic subunit delta isoform. Gene Ontology annotation, cellular component: phosphatidylinositol 3-kinase complex; cytoplasm; plasma membrane. Gene Ontology annotation, biological process: cell migration; phosphatidylinositol-3-phosphate biosynthetic process; phosphatidylinositol-mediated signaling. Gene Ontology annotation, molecular function: 1-phosphatidylinositol-4-phosphate 3-kinase activity; 1-phosphatidylinositol-3-kinase activity. Lineage: Eukaryota; Metazoa; Arthropoda; Insecta; Coleoptera; Curculionidae. The record is from RefSeq and is a predicted model, not a curated record. The transcript is spliced from 17 exons. The coding region runs from base 346 to 3573 and encodes 1075 amino acids.
UAUUGUAAGGUCUGUCAAAGUGAUGUUAUGAUAGCGUUUUGUUGGAACCGAAUUUAUUAUUAUCUUUAUUAUUAUUGUUGUGAAUUUGAUUAAAAUUUACCAAUAAGCUCGUGGACUAAUAAUUGAACUUUAGCGAAAACAAACUGCCAACGACCGUGCCUUUGUACGUAUCAUUCUAAACAACUUUCAACGUCCCACCCCUGUUCUGCUGAUAUCAUGGAAAUUCCAAGGAAGUAGUGGUUUUUUGGUCAAUAUUUUUAGGAAUUAUCAAUAAACCAUGAAAUGUAAUUAGGUUUUUUAACGAUAUUUGGACCUCUGAUAUUACUUAGUAAGCUGGAUUUAAACAUGGUGCCUGUACCAGCAGAGUAUACACCAGAUUUCUGGAACCUAGUAUCACCAGAAAGUACUGAUGUUGCCUUGACUUGUUUGCUGCCCAAUGGAAUUGGUUUUAUGCUUAAAGUUAAUUACAAUGCUACAGUCGCAGAAAUUAAGGAGGACGUCUGGGAUGAAGCAUCAAAAUAUCCACUCUAUGGCAAACUUCAGGCAGACAAGUCUCAGUACAUAUUCAGAAUUGUUAAUUCCAUGGCAGAACGAGAAGAGCUCACCGAUGAAUGCCGGAAAUUGUCUGACAUCAAACCGAUGGGGUGUGUGAUAAUUAUUUCUGAACGGCGACAAACAUCUGCUGAUCACUCUAUUAAUGUGACUAUUGGCCAUUUAAUUGGGAAAGUACUACAAGAAUUCGAUGCACUAAACAGUUCCGAAAUCAACGAUUUUCGCUUUAACAUGAGAAAGAUGGGUGAAAGUAUUGCUAAAGAAAGGAACAGAGGUACUUGGCAAGAAAAGUUACUUUAUCAGUUUCCACCGAGAAUGUCAGAGUCCACCCUACUAAUAUGCAUGCAGGAUGUGGAUUCAAUUAGAGUCGAAACCAAAUGCGAAUAUGACUCUUUGGAUCCCGACCAGUUUGGAAGUCAAGAUAUCUUACAGAGCUCGUUUCAGUUUAACAUUUCACCACUAACUAGGCCGACCGAAUUGAUCGAAAGGGUACUUACGAAGAAAGCGCAGUGGCUUAAAAUAAGUAAAGGACGUGUGCUGGAAUAUGUGCUUAAAGUUUGUGGUCGUGACGAGUAUCUGCUGGGAGAUUAUCCUUUGAAUCAGUAUCAAUAUAUUCAAGACUGUAUUACGGAACAUGUUACUCCAUCUUUUCUCACUUUACAUAUUAAUAGGAUACCGUCAGUUGUAGCUAGUGAUUAUGAAUAUCUCGACACUUCGUAUAUGAGAAAAUCUACAGUUAGUUCUACAAAUACUCUAAGGAAGAAGAAGACCACCCAAUCCUGGUCUAUAACUGAUAAUUAUUCCAUUACUAUUAACACUGCCAGCAAACUUAACUGUGAUAUUAAAAAGACGACAGAGAUCGGAAUUCAAAUGGGUUUAUUUCACGGCGGCAAACCUUUGUGUCAGCCAGUAAAAACCGAUGAAGUUCCCCUAAACGAUGGCUGUACUGUGGAUUUCGAUGUCACACUCGAUUUUGAUAUUCAAGUCUGCAACGUACCGCGAAACGCCAAACUGUGUUUCGUCGUUUAUGAGGUGAACAAGUGCUAUAAGGGUACUAAACCUAGAAAGCCCAAAGAUCAAAAGUCUGACAGCCAAAUAAACCCCAUAGCGUGGGCGAAUACGUCGGUAUACGACUAUAAGGGGCAUUUGCGGACGGGCGCGAUGACUCUUUACAUGUGGACCGACGCUGAAGAUAUGAACUCGGAUGAAGUUUUGCAUCCACUUGGCACAGUUGUCAGCAAUCCGAAUACUGAGUAUUGUACCGCUUUAACGUUGGUUUUUACCAAUUUUGCAACGCCCGAUACGACGAUAGUAUUCCCAAGUACAGAUGCCAUGGUAAGAUACGCCGAAAGUCUCGAAAAAGAUCAAAUACUGGAUGAAAUAACUCCGGAAGUGUCCGACAACUGCAAAAGAUUGCUAAGCGACAUGGAAAACUUUUACGACGUUCACGAUCAAGAUCGCAAAAGUUUAUGGAAGUACCGCAGGGACUGGAUGAUCGAAAUCCCUGAGGUAUUUCCGAAACUGCUGUUGUGCGUUGAUUGGGAUAAAAAGGAGGAGGUUAGUCAGGCGAUGCAGAUGUUACAAGAAUGGCCCAAGUUGCCCGUUCAAAAAUCGCUGGAAUUAUUGGAUUACGCUUAUGCUGACCAAGAGGUCAGGCGAUUCGCUGUGAAAUGUUUGAAAGAUGUGAGUGAUGAGGACCUUUUACUGUAUCUUUUACAACUGGUUCAAGCGAUAAAGCACGAACUGUAUCUCGAAUGUGAUUUAGUUACUUUUUUGAUUGAGAGGGCGUUAAGGAAUCAGAAAAUUGGCCAUUUCCUAUUUUGGCAUUUAAGAUCUGAAAUGAAAAUGCCAGCAAUAUCGGUCCGUUUCGGUCUGAUAUUGGAAGCUUACUGCAGAGGAAGCCAGGAACACAUACCGAUGCUACAAAGACAGAUACAAACAGUAGAAAAACUGAAACAAUGCUGUGAAUUAGUGAAAAAGAAAAAAGAUAAAUUGGGCGCGAAGGCGGCAAUGCAAGAGUUCUUAAACAUGGGAGACGAUAGGGAUAUUGUUAGGAAUCCUCUGGAUCCCAGUUAUAGGUGCAAUAAAAUUAAGAUAGAAAAAUGUAGGGUUAUGGACAGCAAAAUGAAACCUUUAUGGGUGGUGUAUGAGAAUUCUGAUACUUACGGGGAUGAUAUAUAUAUUAUUUUUAAAAAUGGAGAUGAUCUAAGGCAAGAUAUGCUAACGUUACAGAUGAUUAAGAUUAUGGAUAGGCUGUGGAAGAAAGAAGGUUUGGAUCUUCGAAUGAACCCUUAUAACUGCAUAUCCCUUGAACAACGAGUGGGUAUGAUCCAGGUAGUCUUAAAUGCGGAAACUAUCGCUAACAUCCAAAAGGAAAAGAGCCCCGCUGUGGUAUCGUCUUUUAAGAAAGAUUCUAUUUUAGCCUGGCUUAAAGAAUACAACAGAACAGAAAAAGCUUUAUCAAAAGCCAUCAAAGAAUUCACAUUAUCUUGUGCGGGCUAUUGCGUUGCCACAUACGUUUUGGGUAUAGCUGAUAGACAUUCCGAUAAUAUUAUGAUAAAAAGAACUGGCCAGCUAUUUCAUAUCGAUUUCGGUCAUAUCCUGGGCCAUUUUAAGGAGAAAUUCGGCAUUAAAAGGGAGAGGGUGCCGUUUGUAUUGACUCAUGACUUUGUCUACGUGAUCAAUAAAGGCCAGAAAGGUAGACCGGGCCGUGAUAAGGACCAGUCGAAUAAAGCUUUAGAGUUUAUGAUAUUUCAAGAAUGUUGUGAAAAGGCCUUUAUGAUUUUGAGGAAACAUGGCAAUUUGAUCUUGUCACUUUUUGCCAUGAUGAUCUCUACUGGUUUACCAGAACUAAGCUCCGAGAAGGAUCUCCAAUAUUUAAGAGAAACUUUGGUGCUAAAUAAGACUGACGAGGAAGCCCUCGAACACUUCAGAGCAAAGUUCAACGAGGCUCUGAGAAAUUCCUGGUCCACCUCCGUAAACUGGGCCUCUCACAACAUUUCGAAGAACAACAAAGCGUAGUAACGCCAUCUCUCCUUUCUCCUUGUAAAUAUAGCAUAAGUCUGUACCAUAUAAGUAACUCGAAAUCAAUAAAAAUGUGCCAAUAUUAUAAUUAGUUAAGCGAAUUAAAUUGUAAGCAUAAAAUUAAAUAGCGUAAGUUAAUAAAUAAAAUGUUUUAAUUGA